AUGAACAUAACUAUUGAUCCUUCGCGUCGAAUUGUGCAUGAUUCUUGUCCUAGGUGGGCGGCGUGUACGUACUGUACAUGGAGGCACAGCCUAUUGACUGUGCAUCCCUGUACAAUACGUUUCUCAACCGUUCGCCAUAGGUUCGUGAUGUCGCUUUUUGCGAGUGUGAACCGCAACCCAGCGUGGAGGCCACCCGCAUUCGUGGAUGCAACAAUCUUCAUUGCACAACCAAAUAACUCUUUUCGGUGCAUGGAAGCUCACUUGCGGUGA
This is a messenger RNA of Chondrus crispus (carragheen), 270 nucleotides long. RefSeq lists its product as hypothetical. The record is from RefSeq and is a predicted model, not a curated record. The transcript has a single exon. Lineage: Eukaryota; Rhodophyta; Florideophyceae; Gigartinales; Gigartinaceae. Bases 1 to 270 code for a protein of 89 amino acids.